AUGGGGCGAUGUCCAUGUUGCAACGGAAAGGAAGUGAAGAAGGGUCCAUGGAGUCCAGAAGAGGACCACAAACUCAUGUACUACAUAAAUAAGCAGGGUCAUGGUAACUGGCGUAAUGUUCCAAAGCAAGCAGGAUUACUGAGAUGUGGGAAGAGCUGUAGGUUGCGCUGGACCAACUAUUUGCAGCCAAACAUAAAGCGAGAAAGUUUUUCCCCCGAAGAAGACCAAAUAAUACUACGAUACCAUGACAGGCUCGGAAACAAGUGGUCAGAAAUAGCGAAGAACUUGCCAGGACGAACAGACAAUGAUAUAAAGAACCACUGGAAUGCCAGACUGAAGAAAAGACUGAGACUAGGAAGCACAACGACAUACAAGCUAUUAGUGCCUCCAUUUAUAUCUUCAUACCUUGCCCGUUUAGAGGCUGAAGCAAGGAUAGCCAGAAACUUACUAAGUCUUGCUGUCAAUGGAAAUAUUCACCCGGACCUUAAUUUACUAAGGUCUCAUGAGAUGGUAACGAGUUCUAUUGUUUCAACUACUGUUGACCAUCAACUACAAUUAUAUAAAUGUAAUGGAUUUGAUAAGCAUUUUAUCAGAAAAGAUCAAUUCAUCCCUUCUUCAAACAAAUUCAAUGCUGAAAUACUUAAUCCGAUUGCUGGUAAUAAUUUUCUGCCAACAGAACAUAACCAUGUGGAUUCCAUGUUGGGUUUGGUAUCAAGUACACACAGUGGAACUCAUGAAGCAUCCCAUAAUUCACCUCCUCCUAUGCUGAACAUCAACACGAAUGGAUCAUCAAUUUCACAAGAGUUUUGCCUCGAUUUUAUAGAAUUUCCAGAGAAUUCCCACGAAAUGAUAGAAUCCCAAACAUCCACAAAUUUCUUGAAUAUAGAGGAUGUCAAAGGCUAUUGGACAAAUAUGCUAGAAUUAUCAGAUAAUAAUUGA
Messenger RNA from Cryptomeria japonica (Japanese cedar), 939 nucleotides. Its product is annotated as transcription factor MYB23-like. NCBI's taxonomy places the organism in Eukaryota, Viridiplantae, Streptophyta, Pinopsida, Cupressales, Cupressaceae. The record is from RefSeq and is a predicted model, not a curated record. The coding region runs from base 1 to 939 and encodes 312 amino acids. The transcript has 3 exons.